This is a messenger RNA of Leptidea sinapis, 1093 nucleotides long. Its product is annotated as mpv17-like protein 2. The record is from RefSeq and is a predicted model, not a curated record. Lineage: Eukaryota; Metazoa; Arthropoda; Insecta; Lepidoptera; Pieridae. The transcript has 4 exons. Gene Ontology annotation, biological process: mitochondrial ribosome assembly. Bases 283 to 900 code for a protein of 205 amino acids. Gene Ontology annotation, cellular component: membrane; cytoplasm.
UUUAACAGGUCGUACGACUGACAAGUGACAACUAAAAAUCUAAUACUUCAUGCAGUAAACAAAAAUGAAAAAUGGAAUUCAUGAAAAAAUGUGAAAGGAAAACGCGAUUAACUCGUGUUUUCCAAGCUAUAUUUAUAUCAUAGUAAUUUUAUAAUAUUCACUUAUAGUGUCAAUUUGGACUAUUGAAACUUUUUAUUGUUAGGAGCUGUUAAGUUUCAUAAUAUCUACCCAAUAUUAUGCACCUAAAAUAGUAGUUUUAUUCAAAUUCUGUUUCAGAUUAUCAUGAUCGCUCUAAAAUGUAUUACGCUAAAUGUUGCAUUUAGUCCUUUAAAACGACCUCAAAGAAUGAAAUCCACUUUCAAUCGUGGUGUACAUUUUUUUUUCAAAAAGAAUCUCCUUCUGACAAACAGUGUUACUUCAGGUGGUUUUAUGUUAAUUGGAGAUGUAGUUCAGCAAGAAAUAGAACUACAUGCAAACAAAUUAAAGAAAUAUGAUUGGUCUAGAACAGCUAGGAUGUUCAUUGUUGGUUGCUUAAUGGGCCCUUUGCAUCAUUAUUACUAUAUUUAUUUAGACAAAGUAUUGCCCCAUACUGAUAUAAAAACAGUAGUGAAAAAGAUUUUGAAUGAUCAAUUGCUAGCUUCUCCUGCAACAAUUCUUAGUUUUUUUUAUGCACUGGGAGUUCUGGAAGGAAAGACAUUUAAGGAUAGUACCCAAGAAAUAAAGGAAAAAUUUAAAUAUGUUUACAUAGGGGACUGUUUGUUUUGGCCACCAAUUCAGUUUAUAAAUUUUUACUUCCUACCAACACACUACAGGGUAUUUUAUAUAAACUUUGCAACCAUGAUAUAUAAUGUAUUUUUAUCUUAUAUGAAAUUUGACUUUGAACAACCUAAAGGAAUUUGAUACUUAAAUAAAUUUAGCAAAUGUCUACAGUAUAAUUUAAAUAGAUCUCAUAUAUAUUAUGUAAUAAACAAUGAUCUUUUGCUUAGGAAAUACAUUACAACAUAGUAAUUGUAAGAAUAUUUGUUAACUUAUAAUAAUUUAAAUAUGUCCUGUUAAUUAAUGUACCAUAUUUAUUAGUAAAAAAUUUGUUCAU